Molecule: messenger RNA, 5598 nt
Organism: Octopus sinensis (East Asian common octopus)
Lineage: Eukaryota; Metazoa; Mollusca; Cephalopoda; Octopoda; Octopodidae
Product: receptor-type tyrosine-protein phosphatase H-like
Exons: 30
Coding region: 687-5309 (1540 amino acids)
Biological process (GO): protein dephosphorylation
Molecular function (GO): protein tyrosine phosphatase activity; protein binding
Source: RefSeq, a predicted model, not a curated record
UUUCGCUGUUUGUAAAAUUGCGUCAGUCACAAGGUGUAAAUGGACAAGCCUUAACUAUUCGAUUCCAAAAACUGAAAUCAAAAAGAUCGGAAAUUCUGAUUAACUUACUAUUAGACAUUUGUUAUUUCACCCCUGAAAAUACGCAGUGGCAGACGUCCUUAGGCGCUAAAAGCCCGCCACUAGGCUAACUUUAUAGUACUUAUUGGAAAAUUAUCAGUUCAACACUAUCUAAUAUUAUUUCUUAUCAAUUCAUUUCCUGGUAGCUAAGUGGAAAUUUUACAAGAUUAGAAAAAUACUAUUCAGAUAUUUCAAACAGUAAUAAAAUCACAACCAUAUCUUCUAACUAACCAAUCCAUAACAUAAACACGAAAAGUAUGUUUAAAAAAUCACAACAAAUAAACGUGUAUAUGAAUUAAAUUCCACAGAAAGUUCAAUUAUCUAAUUGUUCUUAAAGAAAAUAAAAAUUUCGUCAAAUUAAAGUGAGUCAUAAGGUGUGUCCACGUCUCUUCCGGUCAUAGGGGAGUAAGAAGAAGAUUUGUUUAAUGUGACCCAUUCGCAUAUAUGCCGUGUGUACACGUCUUAACCCAGACGUUGUAUCGAAGUUGCUGAUCACGGAUACAUAACACAGGGUUUUCAGCAUCACUGAGGUAGUUCCAUUGUCCAAGUGACAAUCUAAGAAUAAGAGUAUGGCUGAUAGGCAACCAAAGCUGUUUGUGCUGAGAGUUGCAUUUUUUGCUGCCUUCUUUGUUCAGGUGGUCUUUUCACACGUCUUCACUUCAACCUCUAUUGAGAUUUCUGCCUCUAAUAUUAAUACAUCUGCUGUAGAGGUCAGAUUUGCUGGCAAUCAGACUUUACUAUCUAACCCUACCAUAUCUGGCAAUGCAGCCUCAUUUACAAUUGAAAAUCUUCACCCCGGAACUUUAUACGAUAUUACUGAACUGCUUAAUUCAUCAUCCUGGGUAUUGACGACACGACCCUUAGAACCAACUAAUAUAACUGAAAUUAUUGUUACUGGAACAAAUGUUUCUAUUAAAUGGCAAUUUGACAAGCAGAAAUCUGGUGGAGAUGUAUGGAUAAUUAAAUACAAAGUCGAAAAUGCAGACACUUACGAAGAAAAAAAUAGGAGCUUACAAAGCAUACAAUUAAUAUUGCUAGAGGAUGGUACAAAGUACGAAGUGGAAAUAUGGACUGUGGCUAACAAUAUGACAAGUGAAACAUUCUUGAAUACAUCAUUUGUUACUGAUCCUGAUGCUCUUUCUAAUGCUACUGUGAAAACUAAUGGAAGAAACAUUACAGUUAUUUGGGUAAAACAGCCAUCAUUUACAUAUACUGCUUGUUUAACAAAUGUACCCACCUGUUCUGAAAAGAAAAACAUAAGCACACAUACAUUUACAGAUCUGGUAGCUGGAAAAUCAUAUGAUUUAUCUAUCAUUGUACAUGCUUAUGACAAAAACAGCAGUGAAUAUAAUAGUACUAUAAUACUCCCUCCAUUGCCACCAACUAAUGUGCUUAAACACAGUAUUACAACAAAUAGUGCUAACAUCACAUGGAGUUUUAACAAGACAUUAUCACAAGGAAGUGAAUGGUUAAUUAAAUAUAAAACAGAUUCUCACCCGUACAAAAACAAAAUAAGCGAUAAGCAAAGCAUUGAAUUAACAUCAUUAGUUGAUGGUGAGAAAUAUGAGGUAAAAAUAUGGACCCGUUCUAAUAUGGUAUACAGUGAAUCACCUGCCACUGGUAGUUUCGUAACUUUACCUGAAGCUCUUUCUGAAGCUACAAUUAUAUCUACAGGAAAAAAUAUUACAGUUACGUGGAGUCAACGUAAACAUUUUACAUAUACAAUUUGUCUAACCAAUAUAAGCCGUUGUUCUGAAAAUCAAAUUGCAAAUACAUCCACAUUCAAUAACCUGACACCUGGAAUGAAUUAUACUGUAUCUAUUGUUGUUCAUGCUUAUGGGAAGAACAGCAGUGCAUAUAGAGACUCUGUAGUAGUCCCUCCAUUGCCACCAACUAAUGUGCUUGAACACAGUACUACAACAGAUAGUGCUAACAUCACAUGGAGUUUUAACAAGACAUUAUCACAAGGAAGUGAAUGGUUAAUUCAAUAUAAAAAUGAUUCUCACUCGUACAAAAACGAAACAAGCGAUAAGCAAAGGAUUGAAUUAACAUCAUUAGAUGAUGGUGAGAAAUAUGAGGUAAAAAUAUGGACCCGUUCUUAUAUGGUAUACAGUGAAUCACCUGCCACUGGUAGUUUCGUAACUUUACCUGAAGCUCUUUCUGAAGCUACAAUUAUAUCUACAGGAAAAAAUAUUACAGUUACGUGGAGUCAACGUAAACAUUUUACAUAUACAAUUUGUCUAACCAAUAUAAGCCGUUGUUCUGAAAAUCAAACUGCAAAUACAUCCACAUUCAAUAACCUGACACCUGGAAUGAAUUAUACUGUAUCUAUUGUUGUUCAUGCUUAUGGGAAGAACAGCAGUGCAUAUAGAGACUCUGUAGUAGUCUCUCCAUUGCCACCAACUAAUGUGCUUAAACACAGUAUUACAACAAAUAGUGCUAACAUCACAUGGAGUUUUAACAAGACAUUAUCACAAGGAAGUAAAUGGUUAAUUCAAUAUAAAAGGGAUUCUCACCCAUACAAAAACAGAACAAGCAAUAAGCAAAGCAUUGAAUUAACAUCAUUAGAUGAUGGUGAGAAAUAUGAGGUAAAAAUAUGGACCCGUUCUUAUAUGGUAUACAGUGAAUCACCUGCCACUGAUAGUUUUGUAACUUAUCCUAAAGCUGCUUCUAAUUUUACUAUAGAUACUAAGGAAAGAAAUAUUAUAGUUACCUGGGAAAGACGCAAACGCUUUUUGUACACAGUUUGUUUAACAAAUAUACACAACUGUUCUAAAAAGAAAAACACAAGCACAUAUACAUUUACGGAUCAGGUUGCUGGAAAAUCAUAUAAUGUAUCUAUCAUUGUACAUGCUUAUGACAAAAACAGCAGUGAAUAUGAGAAAACUAGAAUACUCCCUCCAUUACCACCAACUAAUGUGACAAAAAAUCUUACAAACAAUAAAUUGUUUAUGGAAUGGUAUAUUGAUAGUAAUAUAACUGUUGCAAGUGAAUGGCAUAUUGAAUAUAGUACUGAGAACGACACUAAAUAUCUUAAUACAAGCAUCAGAAACGCAACCUUGAACUUGGUUAGUGGUAAAGAAUAUGAAAUUAAAAUAUGGAGCAUAUCUCUUGGUGUAAUGAGUGAAACCUUUUUACUUACAAAUCUUUAUACUGCUCCAGAAGAAGUAUUGGAUAUAAUUGCAAAGGAAAAUGAUUCUCAGUUAACAGUAUCUUGGUCACCUCCUUCACAGUCAACGAUCACACGCUACCGAAUAGGUUAUUCCGAAUCAUGUUCAAGGAGUCAAGACUGCUUAUCUUGUAAGAAAGUAAAACAGAACACGGGAGGCUCUGGUUUUAAAGUGACGAGAUCUAACGAUAUAAAUGAGACAUCGUAUACAUUCUCAACCAAACCGGGUUGUUGUUAUCACAUAAUAAUUUGGGCAUUUAACAGCGUUGUACAAGGGAAACCAACUUAUCACAAAUGCAGAACAACAUCUUACAAACCACCAGUUGAAAACAAGCCUGAUAACAUACAGUUAGCUUCUGCUACGACUGAGUCAGUUACAGUGACUUUAAAACCGAACCCUUUCAAAGAAACCCAAGGACCGAUUAUUAAUUACAACAUAAUUAUUGCUACAGACAAAAGCAUGAAGCAUACUAAUAAAAGGGAACUUCCCACCUGGAAAAAAUUUAAAGAUGAUGGAAACAUUAAAGCAUAUCAGAUAUUUUGGAAUUGCAGUAAUCUUUAUGAGAAGUCAAAUGCUUGCAGCAAUUUCCAUAGUAAAUCAAAACGGAGUUUAGAUGAAGCUAUUAAAUAUAGCAUUGGCACUGAAAAUUGUGAGAAUGCGAAAAGCUUUUGCAAUGGCCAUUUAAUGCCAGACACUGAAUAUUAUAUUAAAGUCAGAGCCUAUACGUUUGAUGAAUUUUCAGACACAGACUAUUCACCAGCAAUCAAAACUGAAAAAGAAAAAAUGGAAGGUUAUCUCAUUGCAAUUAUUGUACUAAUAAUUCUACUAAUUAUUGUUGUGAUUGUUGGCAUUGUCCUAUAUAUGGUGAGAAGAAAGAAAACAAAACCCAAGCCAGUUGUUCCAACAGACAGUCCUUACAUUAUGCAACCCACAAGCCAUCCUGUUAGGGCAACGGACUUUGAAUCACAUUUUACACAGAUGUCUGCAGAUAGUGAUUAUCGAUUUGCAGAAGAAUAUGAAAGCGUAAAAGAAGUUGGCAAACACAAUGAGACAUUGGCUGCACAUUUGACAAGCAAUCGUAUAAAAAAUCGCUUUGUCAACAUCUUACCGUAUGACUUCAGCAGAGUUAAAUUGACAAAAGCUAGUGAUGAUGAUGAUGAAGGAUCUGAUUACAUAAAUGCUAAUUAUAUUCCAGGAUUCACUUCUCGCCGUGAAUACAUUGCAACACAAGGACCACUAAGUUCUACACGAGAUGAUUUUUGGCGUAUGGUAUGGGAACAAAAUGUCCACAACAUUGUGAUGUUGGCUAACUGUAUUGAGAAACAUCGUGAAAAGUGUGAUCAUUAUUGGCCAGAUAAUGAUGAAACUAGAUGUUAUGGAAAUAUAAAAGUAGAGAAGUUGAACGAAACUAUAACAUCAGAUUGGACAGUCACAGAGUUUCUAAUGUCUAAUCUAGACCGUGUAACCAGACAUUUACAUCAUUUUCACUUCACGUCAUGGCCAGACUUUGGCGUUCCAAGCAACCCUCAAUCAAUUAUUACAUUUGUCAGGCUUGUGCGUAAUAAAUUGCAAAACAUUGGGCCUCUUGUGAUACACUGCAGUGCUGGAGUAGGUCGAACUGGAACAUUCAUUUCUGUAGAUCGCAGUUUGCAAGACUUGGAAAAGAAUAAUGAAGUUGAUGUUUUGAGAGUUGUUCAUGAAAUGAGGCAGCACCGUUCCUUUAUGGUGCAAACAGAAGAACAGUACAUAUAUAUCCACCGCUGUAUACUAUAUGCAAUACAAGGAGAUAACAAAGAUAUCUAUGAAAAUGAAACUUACAUGAAUGAAAAUAUAUAUGAAAAUACGAAUGCAGGCCAUGUAAAUAAAGCAUUUUUGUAUGGUCCUUUUUUCCAUGCUGGUAUAUCGUGGAAAGAUCUGCAGAUUCAGACAUUUGCAGGUGUUCUUGGAGCAGGUAUUUCACAACUGGAUGCUUUCCCCAAAGCCAACACUAGUAGGAUUAGACUUUAUUUUCCAGAUAGUUAGACUGAGGCAAGUAGAGAGUCAUCUACCUCAUCCAAAGAAAUGUUAUUUGGUUGUUGUGUAUAUAAAAUAGUGGUAUAUUUUGUUCCAGCCAGUUGAUAUAAGGCUGUCAAUGAAUUAAUAAUAAAUUAAAGAUGAAUAGGCAGGUAUGGAGUUAAGAAGUGUGAGAUUAUAAAAAACUUAUGUGCUGUUUGGCAGAAUAUUGUUCUAUGUGGCGUUCAAUUAUAAAUAAUUAAAAAUACACAUUAAGUACAGGACAUAACCAGCGAGUGAAAAAUACGUAAACACACGG